UCUCGUCCGAAUUUGUUUGUGUUUUUGCAUGUGAUUGUGCACUCUGAGCAGAAAUCCCCUUCGCUAAAUCUAUUUGCACACGCCUUCAGCUGCCGGAUGAUCUUUUUUCCUUCUUCUUUUUUCGUGUCUGUGUACGGACCGCUUACCAUUAACAUACAGUAUAUUCCCGAGGAUCUCCGUCUUCAUCUCCGUGUGCUCUGCCGCGGAAGCAUUCCAAAAACCUCAGCUCACUUCCUUGCCAGGCCACGCCACACCAAGUUACCAACCUUUUUUUCUCUUCUGGAGAGGGAGAGAGAGGUCUGGAAGAUAUGGCACCCUCGAAGGCCAGAGCCUUUGAGUUCGAUGUGUUCUUGAGUUUUAGUGGAGCGGAUACUCGUUUUGACUUCACGGACUUCCUCAGUAGAGACUUGAAUAAUGCCGGAAUUCGCGUAUUCAGGGACGAAGAUGCAAUUGAGGUGGGUGAUAAGAUUGGCCAGACAAUUCUACAAGCUAUUGACAACUCCAAAAUCUAUGUACCCAUCAUCUCUCAAACUUAUCCUGACAGUGAAUGGUGUCUCAUCGAGCUUGAACACAUGAUGUACAAUGUGUUUAGGUCGAAUGCCAAAAAAAAGAUUUUUCCCAUCUUUUAUAAAGUGGAACCUGCGCAUGUUAAACAUCGGACUCCACGCCCCAAAAAUCUUUCCUCCGAAGAGGCUCUUGUAAAGGUUGGUCAAAUCAAGGGAUGGAAGGUCGAGGAGGGACAAAGCCAAGCCAAAAUUGUUGAUUUGGUUGUUCGAAAGGUUUUGGAGGAGCUAGGCAGAAAAGAUGAGUCACAGACUGAGCAUUCGAUUGAGCUUGAUGACUUGACACAGUCACUUGAAGACUCUUAUAAUCAUGCGGUGAUGCGGUAUGCCGGAAGAGAGAGUCUAAGCAGAGGAAGUAUAGGGAGAGGGACGAGUCUAAGCAGUACUAGUACAGAGAGGAGAUGGAGUAAUCUAAGCAUAAAUAGGAUAGAGGGCAUGGACAUGGAGGAGGCUAGGGUGAGUACAGGGAGGAGUGGAAGCAAAGGGAGUCUAAGCAUGAAUAGGAUGGAGGACAUGUACAUGGAGGAGGGCAGUGGGAGUACAGGGGGAGAAGUGGAAGCAGCAGAAGUGGAGGGAGCAGUGGAAGCAGCAGAAGGACUAGCAGCAGCUGAAGAGGGAGGAGUGGGAGCAGUGGAAGCAGCAGGGAAUAGCAGCGGGGAAGAGGAAGUGGGGGAAGCAGUGAGAGGAAGUUUUCAAGAUAUUUUUUGGGGACGUUCUUGGUGUGCCUUCUUUAUGCAUUGUGUUUUAGCCUUUCUCUUCUUAAAAACAAGGAAACAAGUCGGUAAACAGAUGGGUUAUGGAUGCUUCUUUCAUUUUUUGAUCAGCAUGGGAUGGUAA
Molecule: messenger RNA, 1400 nt
Organism: Eucalyptus grandis
Lineage: Eukaryota; Viridiplantae; Streptophyta; Magnoliopsida; Myrtales; Myrtaceae
Product: disease resistance protein RPP4-like
Exons: 3
Coding region: 309-1400 (363 amino acids)
Biological process (GO): signal transduction
Source: RefSeq, a predicted model, not a curated record